AUGUCACCUUAUCUACUUGUUUAUGGAAAAGCUUGUCAUUUACCCGUUGAACUUGAGCAUCGUGCAAAAUGGGCUAUUAGACAGGUAAACAUGGACUUGGAUGUAGCUGGAGUAGCGAGGAAAUUGCAACUAUCAAAGUUGGAGGAGAUGAGACGAGAAGCUUACGAAAGCUCCAAGAUUUACAAGGAUAAAACCAAGGCUUUUCAUGACCGACAUAUAGUGAGGAAGUCGUUUCAGGUAGGUCAAAAGGUAUGGUUAUUUAAUUCUCGUCUUAAGUUGUUUGUAGGUAAGCUCAAAAGUAAAUGGGCGGGGCCGUUCGUUGUCACCAAAGUUACACUACAUGGUGCGGUGGAAAUCAAGAAUUUGGAUGGUGGCGAGCCAUUUAUGGUCAACGGCCAACGAUUGAAGUUGUGUUAUGAGUUGGAGAAAGGUGCAACCAUGACCGUGGAGGUGUGA
This is a messenger RNA of Erigeron canadensis, 456 nucleotides long. RefSeq lists its product as uncharacterized. Lineage: Eukaryota; Viridiplantae; Streptophyta; Magnoliopsida; Asterales; Asteraceae. Bases 1 to 456 code for a protein of 151 amino acids. The transcript has a single exon. The record is from RefSeq and is a predicted model, not a curated record.